Messenger RNA from Aureobasidium vineae, 1893 nucleotides. The record is from the annotation of a GenBank genome assembly. Lineage: Eukaryota; Fungi; Ascomycota; Dothideomycetes; Dothideales; Saccotheciaceae.
AUGGGCAUAUUCAGCAAGAAAGACAAGGAGGACGAUGCCUCGUUCCACAGCGGUACAACGACACCGCCGACGACAGCUCAGCGAACCAUGGAUACUACAGAAAAAGGAAUGGAAGAUGACGGACCUACACACAUCUACAACUUCAGAGUCAUUGCCAUGGUUAUGAUCGUCUCUCUCGGCGGUCUCAUCUUCGGUUUUGAUACUGGUCAGGUAAUGAUACAAUGUCCACAUGCAUGUAGAGCCUUGCUGAUGCCAACGAAUUUUAGANUUUCUGGCUUCUUGGCCAUGGACGACUUCUUGAACCGCUUCGGUGAGAACGGAGCAUUUACUGCUGUAAGAGAAGGUACAAUUGUUGGUCUGCUCUCUAUCGGUACUCUUCUCGGAGCUGUCAUCGCUGCACCAAUUGCCGACAAGUUUGGACGUCGCAUGUGUAUCCUCAUUGGAAACAUUAUGUUCUGGAUCGGUAUGAUCGUACAGAUGUCAGCAACACAUCACUGGUAUCAGGUCGCAAUUGGCAGAUGGGUCGCUGGACUCGGUGUCGGUGCACUUUCGGUUUUGACUCCUAUGUACAUGAGUGUAAGUGGAUUUGAGGAUAACAAUUGUUGUCCUAGCGACAUACUAAUUUUUCUGGUCAGGNAAACCGCUCCUAAGAACAUCAGAGGAUCUAUGGUGUCGUGUUAUCAACUUUUCAUCACUCUCGGUAUCUUGCUCGCAGAUGUCAUCAAUUUGGGCACUAAGAACAUCAACGGACCUGCUUCAUGGCGUAUCACUAUGGGCAUUGGCUUUGUCUGGUCUGGCAUCAUGGCCGGAGGUAUCUGGCUUCUCCCCGAAAGUCCUCGCUGGGAUUACCGCAAAGGAAAAGUUGAGAAGGCCAGACACACCAUCGCCAACGUCUACGGAACCUCGCAGAACCACUCUGCCGUCAACCGUGAGAUCCGCGAGAUCAAGGCCAAAUUCGAUGUCGAGCAACAGGGCGGAAAUCACCCCUGGUAUGAGGUCUUCACUGGUCCCCGCAUGGCCUACCGUGUACUCCUGGGUGCCGGCCUUCAAAUGCUGCAGCAGUUGACAGGUGCCAACUUCUUCUUUUACUAUGGAACAACUAUCUUCGACUCGGUUGGCAUCAGCGACAGUUUCGUUACAGCCACUAUCCUUGGUGCUGUCAACUUUGUCUGCACUUUCGGUGGUCUCUGGGUUGUUGAAAACGUUGGACGUCGCAAGGCUCUCAUUUUCGGUGGUUUCUGGAUGUUCGCCAUGUUUAUGGUCUUCGCCAGUGUCGGGCAUUUCCAACUCAACGAGAACAAAAACACAGGAACUGCCGGUACAGUCAUGAUCGUCUUUGCUUGUCUGUUCAUCGCUGGAUACGCCAGUACUUGGGCACCUAUCGUAUGGUGUAUCGUGGGUGAACUGUAUCCCACUCGCUACCGCGCAAAGGCCAUGGGCAUUGCUACAGCUUCCAACUGGAUUUGGAACUUCCUCAUCGCAUUCUUCACGCGCUUCAUCACAAACGAUAUCGACUACCGCUACGGCUAUAUCUUCGCCGCCUGUAACUUUGCAGGCGCUUUUGUGGCCUAUUUCUUCUUAUGCGAGCAUCAAGGACGUACUCUGGAAGAGAUUGACACAAUGUACAUCUUGCACGUCAAGCCCUGGAAGAGUUCCAGCUGGACACCACCAGAGAACGAGGAGCUAGUCACCGCCGACGCUCUCGCUCUCACAGGCGGUGCUCGCGGCAUCAAGAAGGCCGAUGCUGCUGGUAUGGAGAGUGAACGCCGCGUAGAGAACAUGCAGGUACCUCCUGCCACCGCUACCCACGGCAUCCACGAUGUCUCAGGCACCGACUUUGUGCCUGAGAGCACAAGAGCUGCCGAUGGUCGUCCACCCAAUAUUGGACAGUAG